UACGAAACCAGGUGAUGCGUUCCGUAAGGGUAUAAAUAACAGAAGUUUGGGGCAGGACUCAGUUAUAAUUCUACAGCGCAAGAGACGAUUUUUCCUUGUCGUAUUGGGGCAUUUUAUUUUCGGUUGGGAGCAGUUGAAAGAAGAUCACAAUGCAGAUCUUUGUGAAAACCCUGACUGGCAAGACCAUCACCCUAGAGGUUGAACCCAGUGACACUAUUGAAAAUGUGAAGGCAAAGAUCCAAGACAAAGAAGGUAUCCCACCAGACCAGCAGAGGUUGAUCUUUGCUGGAAAGCAACUGGAAGAUGGUCGCACCCUUUCUGACUACAACAUCCAAAAAGAAUCCACCCUUCACCUUGUACUUCGGUUGAGAGGUGGUAUGCAGAUCUUUGUAAAAACCCUGACAGGCAAGACCAUCACCCUAGAGGUUGAACCCAGUGACACUAUUGAAAAUGUGAAAGCAAAGAUCCAAGACAAAGAAGGUAUCCCACCAGACCAGCAGAGGUUGAUCUUUGCUGGAAAGCAACUGGAAGAUGGUCGCACCCUUUCUGACUACAACAUCCAAAAAGAAUCCACCCUUCACCUUGUACUUCGGUUGAGAGGUGGUAUGCAGAUCUUUGUAAAAACCCUGACAGGCAAGACCAUCACCCUAGAGGUUGAACCCAGUGACACUAUUGAAAAUGUGAAAGCAAAGAUCCAAGACAAAGAAGGUAUCCCACCAGACCAGCAGAGGUUGAUCUUUGCUGGAAAGCAACUGGAAGAUGGUCGCACCCUUUCUGACUACAACAUCCAAAAAGAAUCCACCCUUCACCUUGUACUUCGGUUGAGAGGUGGUAUGCAGAUCUUUGUAAAAACCCUGACAGGCAAGACCAUCACCCUAGAGGUUGAACCCAGUGACACUAUUGAAAAUGUGAAAGCAAAGAUCCAAGACAAAGAAGGUAUCCCACCAGACCAGCAGAGGUUGAUCUUUGCUGGAAAGCAACUGGAAGAUGGUCGCACCCUUUCUGACUACAACAUCCAAAAAGAAUCCACCCUUCACCUUGUACUUCGGUUGAGAGGUGGUAUGCAGAUCUUUGUAAAAACCCUGACAGGCAAGACCAUCACCCUAGAGGUUGAACCCAGUGACACUAUUGAAAAUGUGAAAGCAAAGAUCCAAGACAAAGAAGGUAUCCCACCAGACCAGCAGAGGUUGAUCUUUGCUGGAAAGCAACUGGAAGAUGGUCGCACCCUUUCUGACUACAACAUCCAAAAAGAAUCCACCCUUCACCUUGUACUUCGGUUGAGAGGUGGUAUGCAGAUCUUUGUAAAAACCCUGACAGGCAAGACCAUCACCCUAGAGGUUGAACCCAGUGACACUAUUGAAAAUGUGAAAGCAAAGAUCCAAGACAAAGAAGGUAUCCCACCAGACCAGCAGAGGUUGAUCUUUGCUGGAAAGCAACUGGAAGAUGGUCGCACCCUUUCUGACUACAACAUCCAAAAAGAAUCCACCCUUCACCUUGUACUUCGGUUGAGAGGUGGUAUGCAGAUCUUUGUAAAAACCCUGACAGGCAAGACCAUCACCCUAGAGGUUGAACCCAGUGACACUAUUGAAAAUGUGAAAGCAAAGAUCCAAGACAAAGAAGGUAUCCCACCAGACCAGCAGAGGUUGAUCUUUGCUGGAAAGCAGCUGGAAGAUGGUCGCACCCUUUCUGACUACAACAUCCAAAAAGAAUCCACCCUUCACCUUGUACUUCGGUUGAGAGGUGGUAUGCAGAUCUUUGUAAAAACCCUGACAGGCAAGACCAUCACCCUAGAGGUUGAACCCAGUGACACUAUUGAAAAUGUGAAAGCAAAGAUCCAAGACAAAGAAGGUAUCCCACCAGACCAGCAGAGGUUGAUCUUUGCUGGAAAGCAACUGGAAGAUGGUCGCACCCUUUCUGACUACAACAUCCAAAAAGAAUCCACCCUUCACCUUGUACUUCGGUUGAGAGGUGGUAUGCAGAUCUUUGUAAAAACCCUGACAGGCAAGACCAUCACCCUAGAGGUUGAACCCAGUGACACUAUUGAAAAUGUGAAAGCAAAGAUCCAAGACAAAGAAGGUAUCCCACCAGACCAGCAGAGGUUGAUCUUUGCUGGAAAGCAACUGGAAGAUGGUCGCACCCUUUCUGACUACAACAUCCAAAAAGAAUCCACCCUUCACCUUGUACUUCGUCUGAGAGGUGGCUGUUAAACCUGAAAGACUAUUGUGUUGCUAGUAGCAGUACCUGUUGCAAAGUUCUUGUUUGUAGUAAAGAUAUAUUAAUGUCUUUGUGUAUUCUAAUAAAGUUUAUUGCAUACUA
Molecule: messenger RNA, 2316 nt
Organism: Bombina bombina (fire-bellied toad)
Lineage: Eukaryota; Metazoa; Chordata; Amphibia; Anura; Bombinatoridae
Product: polyubiquitin-C
Exons: 2
Coding region: 150-2207 (685 amino acids)
Biological process (GO): protein ubiquitination; modification-dependent protein catabolic process
Cellular component (GO): cytoplasm; nucleus
Molecular function (GO): ubiquitin protein ligase binding; protein tag activity
Source: RefSeq, a predicted model, not a curated record